This is a messenger RNA of Dama dama (fallow deer), 2034 nucleotides long. It is a transcript of the gene PRIMPOL, whose product is annotated as primase and DNA directed polymerase. The record is from RefSeq and is a predicted model, not a curated record. The transcript is spliced from 13 exons. Gene Ontology annotation, cellular component: mitochondrial matrix; nucleus. Gene Ontology annotation, biological process: mitochondrial DNA replication; response to UV; DNA replication, synthesis of primer. Gene Ontology annotation, molecular function: chromatin binding; DNA-directed DNA polymerase activity. NCBI's taxonomy places the organism in Eukaryota, Metazoa, Chordata, Mammalia, Artiodactyla, Cervidae. The coding region runs from base 365 to 2032 and encodes 555 amino acids.
UCACGGGUCGGGCGAGACCCCAGUCCCCCGGACGCUGCGUAAGCGGUUCUCGACCGCCGCUCGGUUGUGGUUGCGGUUCUGCUCUAGAACGCCUGCUCCGUAGAGGCCCGCGCGCUCCCCCACUUCCUGCUCCGGCCCAGUUCCCGCGCUCGGUUCGAAGAUUCCGUCCCGCCCCGGAGGCAGAGCUGGUGUCCAGCCAGCCGCCGAGGAGCCACGGGUGCCGCCCCCCGCGAGGGUUUUGGAGGUAAACGGAGGCCGGACCCGGGGCCGGAGAGCAAGACGUUACCAGCGGGCCUUCCGGGACGUUGUAAUUGAUAGAAGUCGUACAUGGGACAGGAUUUAGUCUUCCCACACUCCUGAUCCAAUGAAGAGAAAAUGGGAAGCAACGCUGAAGCAGAUUGAAGAACGAGCGUCCCAAUAUGAGAGGAGACCCUUGACCUCAGCGUACAGACCGAGGUUGUCCAAGCCGGAAGAACCACCUUCCAUUUGGAAACUGUUUCAUCGGCAGACUCAGGCUUUUAAUUUUGUUAAAAGCUGUAAAGAGGAAGUUCAUGUGUUUGCUUUGGAAUGCAGAGUGGGUGAUGGACAGCGUAUUUACCUCGUAACAACCUAUGCUCAACUUUGGUUUUACUAUAAAUCCCGAAGAAAUCUCUUACACUGCUAUGAAGUCAUUCCUGAAAAUGCUGUGUGCAAGCUUUAUUUUGAUUUGGAAUUUAACAAACUUGCCAAUCCAGGAGCUGAUGGGAAAAAGAUGGUUGCAUUACUCAUAGAGCAUGUUUGUAAAGCACUUCAAGAGUUUUAUAGGGUUAACUGUUCAGCUGAAGAUGUUCUCAACUUGGAUUCUAGCACUGAGGAAAAAUUUAGCCGCCAUUUAAUAUUUCAGCUCCGUGAUGUGGCAUUUAAAGAUAAUAUUCAUGUUGGUAAUUUUGUGCGAAAAAUCUUGCAGCCUGCUUUUCACUUAAUUGCCAGUGAAGAUGAUGAUAUGACCCCAGAGACGACGGGCUGUGAAUUUACCCGUUUUUCUGAAACACCAAGUGAACAAGGAACUUGCUUUAGUGAAAUGUCCACAGAUCACGAUGUAGGGGAGGGCUGGACAUCGAAUUCAGAGAAACUGGGGAGGCUGGGGUCGGCUCAGCAAAGCAGCCCUGAUCUUUCGUUUUUAAUAGUGAAGAAUGACAUGGGAGAAAAGCGUCUUUUCGUGGACCUAGGAGUUUACACAAGGAAUAGAAACUUUCGACUGUAUAAAUCAUCAAAAAUAGGAAAGUAUGUGGCUUUGGAAGUUGCUGAAGAUAACAGAUUUUUUCCUACACAAUCGAAGAAUAUUUCCAAAGAAAAUCAGUACUUCCUGUCGUCUUUGGUCAGCAAUGUUAGAUUUUCAGAUGCUUUACGAAUUCUGACAUGUGACAUACCUCAAAGUAAACAGCGAAUUCAGUGUUUGAAUCCUACCAGUACUUCAGUAGAAACCAUUGAAGGUUUUCAGUGUUCACCUUACCCUGAAAUUGAUCAAUUUGUUCUCUCACUGGUGAACAAAAAUGGCAUUAAAGGAGGAAUUCGGCGGUGGAACUACUUUUUCCCAGAAGAACUGUUGGUUUAUGAUAUUUGUAAAUACCGCUGGUGUGAAAACAUUGGAAGAGCCCAUAGGAGCAAUAACAUCAUGAUUUUGGUUGACCUGAAAAAUGAACUUUGGUAUCAAAAAUGUCACGACCCUGUCUGCAAAGCAGAAAACUUCAAAUCUGACUGCUAUCCACUGCCUGCUGAAGUGUGUCUUCUGUUUCUUCUCAAAGAGGAAGAGGAGUUUGCAACAGAUACAACAGCAAACGCUGAAACCAAGGGUCCUCAUGAACCAUCAGCUAGCGUGUUGUCAAAAGGUGCAUGUCCCGAUGCUGACUGGGAUAACGGCAUUGAUGAUACUUACAUUUUGGAGGCUACAGAAGAUGCUGAAUUAGCAGAAGCUGCAGAAAACAGUCUUCUUGCUUACAAUGGGAUGGAUGAAAUUCCUGAUGAACUACUAAUAGAAGUAUUACAAGAGUAGCU